Molecule: messenger RNA, 2757 nt
Organism: Microthlaspi erraticum
Lineage: Eukaryota; Viridiplantae; Streptophyta; Magnoliopsida; Brassicales; Brassicaceae
Source: the annotation of a GenBank genome assembly
AUGAAGGACUAUGGCACUAGAUUCUUGGUACAGCCACACAGUCCAGGAGGUGGAGGAUUAGCCCUGUUCUGGAAACAAGAGAUAGACCUCACUGUGCUUUCUUCUUGCCAAAACUAUAUAGAAGCUUCAGUGACCUACAAGGGAAAAAGAUUCAUUACCCACUUCGUCUAUGGUGAACCGGAUCACUCUAAAAGAAAGGAGAUUUGGGAGGAACUGACAAGCAAAAACGGGAACAGGGACUUACCCUGGUUUUUAACUGGAGAUUUCAACGAUAUCCUGGAUCAUGGAGAAAAAUCCGGAGGUCCACCACGGACUGAGGGCUCUUUUGGAGAAUUCAGAGCCUUUAUCUCUCAGUGUGAUCUUUAUGAUAUUCCCCACUCAGGAAAUCCCUUAUCCUGGAGAGGUGUUAGAUACACUCAUCUUGUCCACUGCCGCCUUGACCGAGCUAUGUCCAAUGGCCUCUGGGCUGAAACGUACCCGGCAAGUCGCUGCUACUACCUGGAGUUCGAGGGAUCGGACCAUAGACCUCUCCUAUCCAUGCUCGAACCAAACCUAAAGAAAAAGAAAGGCAUCUUCAGGUAUGACCGCAGUAUGAAAGACAACCCAGCCAUUACGGAGAUAGUAGAGAGGGCUUGGAACCAACCUGACAGAGUAUCUGUCGAACAACGAAUUGCCUGCUGCAGAAAAGAAAUCUCUAAGUGGAACAAAGAGCACCACAGAAACUCACAAAAAGCUAUAAAGGAGGAAAAACAAAAUCUGGAGUUAGCCAUGAGUUCAUCGGUACUUGAUCAAGACAGGAUAGUGGAAAUAAACACAAACCUCAAAACAGCGUACCAAAAGGAGGAAGAAUAUUGGCGCCAGCGAAGCAGGACCCUGUGGCUCGCCUUGGGGGAUAAAAAUUCCGGUUACUUCCACGCCAUCACAAGAGGAAGAAGAGCAGUGAACAAAUUAGCAAUCAUUGAGGAUGUAAAUGGAGUAUCUAUGUACGAGGAAGACAAAAUAGUACAAGUUAUAAACUCUUACUUCCAAGACCUCUUCAUAACCCGAUCAGCCAACUGUAUUGAAACAGUUAGCCAAGCCCUAAAACCAUGUAUCUCGGAUUCGGUGAAUGCAAUGCUGAUAGCAGAUCCUAGCCCGGAUGAGAUCAAAGAAGCUCUCUUCUCCAUUAGCCCCGACAAAGCUCCGGGCCCAGACGGUUUCUCCGCCUGCUUUUUCCAGUCUAAUUGGUUAGUCAUGGGAAUAAAGAUAAUUCAGGAAGUACAACAAAUCUUUGCCUCAGGAAUCUUACCCAAGUCUUUAAAUGAGAUGCAUGUCAGGCUGAUCCCGAAAGUCCCAAGUCCGAGAACAGUUGCAGAAUACCGCCCCAUAGCCCUCUGCAACGUCUACUACAAAGUGAUCUCGAAGAUCCUCACAAAACGACUCCAACCGAUCCUGCCUACAAUAAUAUCAGAAAAUCAGACUGCUUUUGUCCCGGGGAGAGCGAUAUCAGAUAACGUACUUAUUACACAUGAGACGCUACAUUACCUUCAACGAUCCGGCGCCAUCAAACAUUGCUCUAUGGCUGUUAAAACUGACAUGAGUAAAGUCUACGACAGGCUGGAGUGGGGCUUCGUGGUUGCAGUGAUGGAACGGCUAGGCUUUCACCCUAAAUGGAUCAAUUGGGUACUUCGGUGCAUCUCCACAGUAUCUUACUCCUUCCUAGUGAAUGGUGCAGCCCAAGGGAGAGUCAUUCCAGAGAGAGGUAUCAGGCAAGGCGACCCCCUCUCCCCUUUCAUCUUCAUCCUCUGCGGUGAAGUGCUCUCGGGACUGUGCAUGAACGCCCUGAAUAAUGGAACUCUCGCAGGUCUCAGAGUAGCCAGAAGAAGCCCCAGAAUCAACCACCUUCUCUUUGCCGAUGACACGAUGUUCUUCUGCAAGACAUCCCCGCAAAGCUGUGAAACCCUAAGAACCAUACUCCAAAAGUAUGAAGACGCUUCAGGCCAGAUGAUAAAUCUCCAGAAAUCAUCCAUCACCUUCUCUAGGAAAACACCACAAGAAAUACGGCAAAGAGUCAAAUCUACACUGAACAUAGACAAAGAGGGUGGACAAGGGAAGUAUCUUGGCUUACCAGAGAGCUUUGGGCGCAAAAAGAAGGACAUUUUUUCUCGAAUUGUCGACCGCAUCAGACAAAAGUCUAUCCACUACUCCUCAAGAUUCCUCUCGAACGCCGGCAAAGUCACCAUCAUAAAAUCAGUACUCGCCACUAUUCCCACAUAUUCUAUGUCAUGCUUCAAGAUACCUACAGGCCUAUGCAAACGGAUACAAUCAGCCUUGACUAGAUUCUGGUGGGAUUCUAAACCUGGGAAAAGAAAAAUGUGUUGGCUAGCUUGGGGAAAACUUACCAGACCAAAAAACCAGGGAGGUCUAGGCUUUAGAGAGAUCCAGAGCUUCAAUGACGCACUCCUAGCUAAGUUGAGCUGGAGAAUCCUCACCAAGCCGGACUGUCUCCUAAGUAGAAUCCUUAAAGGGAAAUACUGCCAUGAGAUCGACUUCCUGGACGUCCCGAUAUCAUCCUCCACGUCACAUGGCUGGCGCGGCAUCUUGAUUGGCAGGGACCUUCUGAAGAAAAACUUGGGCAAAGUCAUCGGAGAUGGCAAAGAUACGUCGAUGUGGAACGACCCCUGGUUAUCUCUGGAUCACCCUACUCGUCCGAUGGGACCACCAAACCUACAAGACAAAGAUCUUAGAGUCUCAGCAAUCAUCAAUGAUCAAUCUUGA